CCGCGGCCAACCGUCUUUUUCAUCUGUUGGAGCACCCAACUCGCCAUCCGCCCCGAUACCUCUUCAGCUCUGAGGGUAUUCCCACUGCCCCCCAUCACCACUGUCUACACACUGCCCCUGCCGGCAUCCCGACAUAUCCAUCUCACUGCUCGACACGCCGUGCAGCAUCCACCCACGCAACAAACUGAAGUGUGUCUGUUCCUGCGCAGAGUCGAUACACCAUCACAACCUAGCCGCCACUGCUAUUGGCUCGUGGACGGUUGCCCACCUCACUUACACUACAAGUGAUUCUAGCCCGCCCCCUGCUCUGACUCUCCAUCACGUUGAGUUCUCAAGCGGCCACAAUUUAUCUUGCCCGUCCAUUCCUUUCGCGGCGACGCCCGCCUGCCCGCCCGCCCGCUGCAGCUCACAGGCCAGGCCCAUCGCUGCUGGAGCACUGAAGCGCGGUUCCCACUAAUCCACUACCAUACCCAUCAACCCAAGGCGUAUUUUUUGUGCCCGCAGAACGAAACACACAAUCGCCAAACCGCAACGCGUCUCCCGAACGAGAGUCCCGUCCUGCUCUGCGCCAGCGACGCCCAUCCGGUCCCUGACCCCCAGACGAGACCCUUCUCCCCAACUGCCAUUGCCCCGCCGGCACCGCCCUACCGGUAGCUCUGACGACAUCCUCGGAUAGCCUGCCGCCUCUGCCAGACCCACGACCGGGUUGCACUCUUCGCCGACAUGGACAAUAAGCGGAAAGCCAGCAUCUCCAACGGCGCCCACAUCCAGAAUGGCGACGACCGCGCUGCGAAGCGCACCAAGAAGGAACCAGGCCCCUACACGGAUUACGAUCUCAAUCAGGAAGAGACCCAUGAGUCCACUACCGCAUAUGGCCUGCACUUCCUCGAGAUGAUUCGUAGGACGAAGGACAAGAGUGGACGGACUGUCGCCGACUGCUUCGAAGAUCUCAUCCCGCGCGAAGGGAACGAAGACUACUACAGGCGCAUCAAGCUACCCAUAUCUCUCAAAACAAUCGAGCGCAAACUGCACAACCAGGACUUUGCAAACUUGUCGGAGCUGGAGGGUUACUUCAAACGAAUGGUUAUGAACGCGAAAGAAUACUACAACAAAGGCUCCGACAUCUUUGAGGACGCAGAACGCGUUAGGAAAGCACUCAGCAACUACAUGACCAAGACGAAUCCUGCCUACAAGCGAGAAACCGGCUAUAGCUGCACCGCAGCGCCGAUUCCUGGGGAGGAAGACGAUGAAGAGAGCAAGAACGCGAGUCAAAACGGUACCAAAAGGCACUCUUCGAACAGCUCGACAAACGGCUCUGUCAAAUCUGUGCGGAAACGCGAAUCUCCUUCGGUACAGGAUACCCAGGGCGAGGAUGAUGUUGAAGGCGAAGAUGAUGACCACGAUGACGACCGCGACGAGAGCGGCGACGACGACAAUGAGAACCCACGAAGGAUUGUUAUCAAGAGGCGCGAAAGUGGCAGACCAGCGGCCAGAAGCACAGCCUCGCCAGUACCCAUGUUUAAGCCUGGUAGAGGCGGCAGGAAAAAGGCAGACCAUGAGUACGAGAAUGUACCCUACAAAAGCCUCAACUUCCAGCAAGCACAGGAGAAGAUUGUGGAGGAGCUUAUUCGCAAGCCGGAUGGAUCUGACCCGUAUUUCCUCGACUUUAUCAACCUUCCUCCAAGGAGCUUUAAGGACUACUUUGCUGUCAUCACUGAGCCCCUUUCCCUCAAGGGCCUGCAGAAGCUCGUCAAGGGCAUCUACGGUCGCGCUAGUCCGACAGGUGUGAGCGAGUUCAAGAGUUGGGCUGCAUUCGAGGAGAAGGCCAGCCUUCUCUGGAACAAUGCUCACUAUUAUAACGAAGAGGGAAGCGUUAUCUACGACCUUGCGACGGAAUUGAAGAACUGCUUUGAGAGAGAGUUGGAUCAAGCCAAGGCAGUCGUUCAAGAACCGCCACAGCCCCCCAAGAUUAAACUGAAGGUCGCCCCCGGCUCGGAAACUCCAAGUGUGAGUGGUCCAAAGAAGAUCACCAUUCAUGUGGGCGGCUCUCGGGGUAGCGCUGCCGCCUCGCCAGCGCCCCCAACUGGCCAAUCCAUUGAUUCCAACUAUAGCCAUGGAGCUGUCAAUGGCAAUAGAGUUGUCCCGUCUGCAGUUCCCAUUAUACCUCAAGAUAAAGUCAGGAGUCUGUCCACCUCCGUGGUACCAAGCCCUGCCGUCACUCAGGCUAAGCUCGAGGGGGGUGUUCAACAAUCGCCUGUGCCCCUACCGCCCCAAGCGGGCGUGAAUGGGGUUGCCGUGGGACCCGGAACCUUGACGCCGGGAAUCAAUUCGCAACAGGCAGGUUCUGCAGUGUUUCAAAACGGUCAUGUGCCCGUUGUAGCACCGCCCCCGCCCCCGCCUAUAUGGGAUAAGAUACACCGUGCUCCUGGUCGAGGUCUUGCCGAUGCCCUUAUCCAUAGCAUCCUGAUUCGUACCCAUCCAAGCAUCCCCCUCGAGAGGCGGUUUAGACUUGAAGUUCCGGCUCAUCCAAGAUUGGCCCAGCAGAACUUGACUGUUCAUCUGCCCACUAAUCAUAGCAGACUGCAGCUUAUUCCACGACUGUCUCCCAUCCUGGAGCAGCAACAACGACAAUAUCGCCUUUUCAUCACCAUUAAUGGUUCAAUGGUGGGAAGGGCGACUCCCUUACCGAUUCCUGACGACCCGCUGCCCGUGAAUGCGAUAGUAUUUGACCUUCCGUUGCAGCCGGGUACGACAGUGAUCAGUGUCACAAUGAUUGCAGCCCUUCCAAAGGGCCAGAAGCUCCCCAGUGGCGCCGAGUGCGAGCUGGAGAGGAUUUCUGUCAAUGCCUUUUUACCUAGGGUGUAACCGCUCGUUUGAACGUGCACCCAUCUCAAAUGUUGUUGUCUGGUAUUAUUUAGAUACCUUUUUAAUUUCUUUUCAAGAUCUGGUUGGUUCUCAGGCAAUGCUGGGGAGGUUAUGGUUCAAGGAUUGGGCGUGGUCUUGGUCUUGUCCGGCGCAAGACAGUCGAGACAUUGCGAAAGUGUGGGUUGGCUAGCGUCAAAUUACUUACAUUAUGGAGUUUAGGGACGGUGGGAUGUGGAAUACAAUGCGUUCGGCUCGGUCAUUUGGUACUUUCUCUCCAUGAUGGGAGUUGUUGGUCGGCUUGCAUGAAAUAACGAGAUGGUGCGGUGACAGAGAGCGACUAUACGGAUGGUAAUGGAUGAAUCAAGCGGCCAUUGCCGGAGCAUCAUGUUGUUAUGUAUGAUAUACGUGACAAAUGGGGGAUAUCCAAACAGCCAAUUUUUACAAGCCAGUCGGCGACGACAUUUUGCAACAAGUAUGGGAAAUUAGACAAGCACCGGUUUGCACCUUGACCCAUUGUUUGGGGAGUCAUUAUUGAGUACC
Messenger RNA from Neurospora crassa OR74A, 3405 nucleotides. RefSeq lists its product as hypothetical. The record is from RefSeq and is a predicted model, not a curated record. NCBI's taxonomy places the organism in Eukaryota, Fungi, Ascomycota, Sordariomycetes, Sordariales, Sordariaceae. Bases 724 to 2865 code for a protein of 713 amino acids. The transcript has 5 exons. Gene Ontology annotation, biological process: chromatin remodeling. Gene Ontology annotation, cellular component: RSC-type complex. Gene Ontology annotation, molecular function: protein binding.